Messenger RNA from Cyphellophora europaea CBS 101466, 975 nucleotides. RefSeq lists its product as uncharacterized. The transcript has a single exon. The coding region runs from base 1 to 975 and encodes 324 amino acids. NCBI's taxonomy places the organism in Eukaryota, Fungi, Ascomycota, Eurotiomycetes, Chaetothyriales, Cyphellophoraceae. The record is from RefSeq and is a predicted model, not a curated record.
AUGGCAUCUAGCAAGAAGAUUGCGGUCUUUCCAGCAGCUGGGAAACUGGGGACGAGCUUCUACACUCACCUGUCUCAGAUCGUGUCCCCUGAACGACUGAUAUUGAUCUCGCGGCAUCCGGAGAAAAUCUCGAAAAGCCUGACAGACGCUGGCGCAGAGGUCCGAAAAGCAGAUUAUGAUGCCCCCGAGAGCCUCAACGACGUUUUCGAAGGGGCGUCAUACCUCUUCCUGAUCUCAUACCCAAGCAUUCAGAUCGACCACCGCUUCAAUGCACACCGGCAAGCGAUCAAUGCGGCUCUAAAGACCAGUCCCGGCAUCGAGCACAUCUUCUACACCUCUCUCGGCUUUGGCGGAGAUGGAAAUCCCGAAUCAAAGGCGUAUGUUAUGCAGGCACAUUUGAAGACCGAAGCCUUCCUGAAGUCGCUUGUUGCAUCGAAACCGUCCUUGACCUUCACUUCGAUCCGUGAAGGCAUCUACUCUGAGACCUAUACAAUGUACACCUCGUUCAUUGACCUGACGGAUCCCUCGGACAGCAUCAGAAUUCCACAUGAUGGCUCUGGUCCAGGAAUUGCGUGGGUCAAGAUCGACGAGCUCGGGGAGGCAAGCGCAAAGCUGGUGAAGGAGUUCACUGAAGAUCCGACAAGCUCACAAUACAAAAAUCGCAUUGUGAUUCUUACCGGACCAAAGGACUACAGCUUUCGGGAAGUAGCGAGCAUCCUCAGCAAGAUUGCGGGGAAGCAGAUUCGCGUGGAGCAGGUGACCGAGGAGGAACACUCCACUAACCCGGCCGUGGUGAAAGUGAUGGGAGCCGAUCAAGGCACAGCUGCGGCUUGGACAACCGUAUUUGGAGCUGUAAGGGCGGGCGAAAACUCCGUCGUCAACGGUGAGCUGGAGAGGUUGCUGGGUCGUGAAGCGGAAGGUUUCGAGACAACGGUACGGAAAUCACUUGCGGAGGGCACCUGGGUGCGUCGGUAG